This is a messenger RNA of Panicum virgatum (switchgrass), 1900 nucleotides long. Its product is annotated as chaperone protein dnaJ 10-like. NCBI's taxonomy places the organism in Eukaryota, Viridiplantae, Streptophyta, Magnoliopsida, Poales, Poaceae. The transcript is spliced from 10 exons. Bases 347 to 1519 code for a protein of 390 amino acids. The record is from RefSeq and is a predicted model, not a curated record.
AUUUUGACCAGCGGAAUUCCAUGUCAAUGUGACUCAUCCCCGCAUUAUAAUACAGUACGGUGGCGAGGAGGGGGGCAAAAGCACGCGAAUUAUUCGACGCGCUUUAUGGUCGGAUUCCCCCGGCAGCCGCCAGCCCGCCAGAGCAUUGCAGCGCCGGCCACCUCGCCCCCCUCUCUCGCUGUCUCGCACCACCCGCGCUGAGGGGAGGGGAGGGGAGGGGCGGUGCGCGCUGCGCGGCGGGCGGAGAUCUCGGGAGGGCUCCGAUCGAGCCAAAGCGGCGGGAGGAGGGAGGGUGGAGCGGAGCGGGGCGGAGCGCGGAGCUUGAGGAGAGGAGUAGAUUGGUUCGAUGGUAAGGGAGACGGGGUACUACGACGUGCUGGGAGUGACCCCGGCGGCCACCGAGGCGGAGAUCAAGAAGGCGUACUACGUCAAGGCGAGGCAGGUCCAUCCGGACAAGAACCCCAAUGAUCCGCUCGCGGCGGAGAAGUUCCAGGAAUUGGGGGAGGCAUACCAAGUACUCAGUGACCCCGCGCAGCGUCAAGCCUAUGACUCAUAUGGGAAAUCUGGUAUUUCAACGGAAGCCAUUAUUGAUCCUGCAGCAAUAUUUGCAAUGCUGUUUGGUAGCGAGCUCUUUGAGGAUUACAUUGGUCAACUGGCGAUGGCAUCCAUGGCUUCACUUGAUGGUUUUAGUGAAGACGAACAAAUCGAUGCCAGGAAGUUGCAAGAGCAAAUGCGAGUUGUACAGAAGGAAAGGGAAGAGAAGCUAGCAGAGGCACUGAAGAAUAGAUUGCACCUUUAUGUUCAAGGAAACAAAGAGGAAUUUAUCCAGCAUGCUGAAGCUGAGGUGACUAGACUCUCUAAUGCAGCAUAUGGUGUUGACAUGCUGAGUACUAUUGGUUAUGUGUACUCAAGACAAGCUGCAAAGGAGCUUGGAAAGAAAGCUUUAUAUCUUGGUGUUCCGUUUAUAGCUGAAUGGUUCAGAAACAAAGGGCAUUUUAUUAAAUCACAAGUAACAGCUGCGACAGGUGCAAUAGCUCUUAUGCAGCUGCAGGAAGACUUGAAGAAACAUCUCAGUGCUGAGUGCCACUACACCGAAGAGGAACUGGAGGCUUACAUGCAGACUCACAAAAGUGUUAUGGUGGAUUCCUUGUGGAAGCUUAAUGUUGCUGAUAUAGAGGCAACCCUAUCACAUGUGUGUCAAAUGGUGCUUCAAGACAGCAGUGUCAGGAAAGAGGAACUGAGAGCUCGAGCUAAAGGACUGAAAACUUUAGGCAAAAUAUUCCAGCGUGUUAAGCUGGCUACCGAGGGAGAGCCAGCAGCAAUGAAAAAUACAAUAAAUAACUCAGAUGACAAUGAUGGUAGUUCUCCAGAUUCAUCACCAAAAUCUCCUAGGGAUCAAAUGUUCGAUGCAAAUCCACCUUAUGCCCAGAGUCCAUACGUGGAGGCCCCUCGAUCCGGCGAUUAUUUCUUCCCAAUGCCUGCCGCACCACCUGGUGCACAGAGGGACCCCAUUCCAUGACUGCUUGGAGAGCAGCAGCUCCGUUUUGUGUGGAUCGUCAUUUUGUACAAUAUUACUUCUGUAGUAGAUGAUGGCAUGGUCACCAUUUUUAUUUGUAACAUUAGUAGCAUUAGAGCGAGGCAGCAGCUUGGUAUCCAUUGCAUCUUUUCUUUUCUUAUUUUCUUCAGUUGUGUAAUCAAUCAAUCAAGCAUGCAACGAUGUCAGCCUUGUGUUGUGUAUAGGGCUGCGGGCAGGCUUGUGCUGCUGUUGUGUGUUGAGGCAGCAACAGGUCAGCCAUUGUUGUACAUGAACUAUCACCUCCCCGUUGUUUCAUGUGUUUAUGGGUGCAUAAUUGUUUUAGCCUAUGGCCUAUCUGUGAAAACAACAGCUUGUCCCGUGACA